Molecule: messenger RNA, 910 nt
Organism: Trichoderma harzianum CBS 226.95
Lineage: Eukaryota; Fungi; Ascomycota; Sordariomycetes; Hypocreales; Hypocreaceae
Exons: 2
Coding region: 116-910 (264 amino acids)
Molecular function (GO): oxidoreductase activity, acting on the CH-OH group of donors, NAD or NADP as acceptor
Source: RefSeq, a predicted model, not a curated record
CACUUUCGCCUCACUAUUUAUCAGACAAAUCAAACAAUCAGUCAAGCAAUUAUUCAAACAGUCAACUAAACAACCAACUAAUCAACCAACCAACCAACCAACUCUCAUACACACAAUGCCUUCCUACGCAAUCACCGGCGCCUCCAAAGGCAUCGGCCGCGAAUUCGUCCGCCAACUCGCCCAAUCCCCCUCCAACACCGUCCUCGCCCUCGUCCGCGACCCCGAAUCCCCCGGCAUCAAAGCCCUCGCCCAAUCUCACUCGAACAUCCACAUCAUCAAGGCCGACACCACAGACCCUCAGUCCAUCCUCGCCGCCGCCGAACAAGCCUCUUCCAUCCUCGGCGGCAAGCUCGACGUCUUCAUCCACAACUCAAACUCCGUCGACCUCUCCACCUUUUCGCUUCCCCCUUCAAAGGUGCCCUUUGAUGUCGAGGCUACGAGGAAGUUUUAUGAGGAGCCCCUUAAAACGGCUGUUUAUGGCGGCGCGUGGGCGACGAAUGCCUUCUUGCCCCUGAUUGAAAAGGGGGACCUCAAGAAGAUUGCACACAUCACUAGCAGCAUGGCACAGCCGGAAGUCAUUCUUGGCGCUGGAGUUGAUUACGCUGUGGCCUAUUCCAUCGCAAAGGCCGGCCUGAAUGUUCAGGUUGCAAAGUACGCUGCUGAGCUUGCUCCCAAGGGCAUCAAGACUGUCGCUAUUUGCCCUGGCUGGGUUGAUACCCACGAAGGCCCAAAGCCUCCCCAGCUCGUCGAGGCGACUGAGGUAAUGCUCAACCAGUUCCGAAAGAUCGAGCCUGACUUGAAGGGACAAAUCACGGCCGAGGAAAGUGUUUCACAGCAGCUCAGAGUCAUUGACGCACUCGAUGCUGCGAGAAGCGGUACCACCAUCCGGGCUCGAUUCUUCGAGGGUUAA